Molecule: messenger RNA, 1707 nt
Organism: Aspergillus steynii IBT 23096
Lineage: Eukaryota; Fungi; Ascomycota; Eurotiomycetes; Eurotiales; Aspergillaceae
Product: t-SNARE syntaxin TLG2
Exons: 4
Coding region: 232-1413 (393 amino acids)
Biological process (GO): vesicle-mediated transport; vesicle fusion; intracellular protein transport
Cellular component (GO): membrane; SNARE complex; endomembrane system
Molecular function (GO): SNAP receptor activity; SNARE binding
Source: RefSeq, a predicted model, not a curated record
CGAGGGCAUACGAUCACUAUCGCCAACGGCUUUCUAUAUGCCGAUCGAACCUCCGUCGACUCCGUAUGCUGUUGAUGCUCGUCUCGCCAUUCCCUGAACCCCUUCCGCUUGGCUCCCGACCGUUCUCGACUCGCAUCCUGCCCCCCGAAAUGAUCCAGACAGCCUAAAAAGGACAACCGUCAAGAUCACCCCGGCUUUUAGCACCGCUUGCUUAUUUACUGUCUUUCCAUCAUGUGGCGAGACCGCACUAAUUUGUACAUCUCCUACCGGCAAUCGUUCACGCACCACCCAGCCAAGAAGCCACGGUACAUCGGCUCGACCAAUGGCUUCUCCGACACGCCGUCGCACGCGGAGGAAAGCAGGAGGCUGAUCGGGGACUCGGGGGGAUUUGACGACGAUGGCGACGCCGUGAUUGAAAUGGACGUACUGCCUCCGCGCUGGGUCGACGUGCAGGACGAGGUGACGGAGUUGCUGGCGGACAUUGCGCAGAAGUCCGCCCACCUCGACAAGCUGCACCAGAAACACCUCCUGCCGGGAUUCGGGGACGAGGAGGCGCGCAAGCAAGAAGAGGCUGUCAUCGAGCGGUUCACGCAGGACAUCACGCGGGCGUUCCACGAUUGCCAGAAGGCCGUCCAGAAGAUCGAGACGAUGGUACGCGACGCAAAGCAGCAGGGUGGCGUCACCAAUGGCGACGAGACCAUGGCGAAGAACAUCCAGAUCUCGCUGGCGUCGAGGGUGCAGGAUGCGAGUGCGCGGUUCAGGAAGAAGCAGAGUACCUAUUUGAAGAAGCUCCGAGGACUCGAGGGCGUACCUUCGCCAUUCGACCGCGCGCCCACGCCACAGAACCCUUACACGGACCCCUCAUUGAUGGAGUCCGACGCGGACAAGUCCUUCUCGCAAUCGACUCUCAUGCAAACGUCGCAGCGACUCACCGGCGAGAACGACGCCGCCAUCAUGCAGCGGGAACGAGAAAUCAACGACAUCGCCAAAGGUAUCAUCGAGCUAUCAGACAUCUUCCGCGAACUCCAAUCAAUGGUCAUCGACCAAGGCACAAUGCUCGACCGAAUAGACUACAACGUGGAAAAGAUGGGCACGGAAGUCAAAGCCGCCGAUAAGGAGCUUAAAGUGGCCGGCAAUUACCAACGACGCACCAUCAAGCGCAAAAUCCUCCUCUUACUGAUCAUUCUCGUCGCCGGCAUGUUCAUCCUCCUGCUCGUGAAGCCUAAGAAAAACGACUCGCCGCCCCCUCCAGAGUCCGCGCCUGCUCCUCCCUCUUCGCCCCCUCCUCAGUCCAACGAGCAGUCGGCCGACGUUGUGCCUCGGAAUUUCGAACUCGUGUACCGCCGCAAGAGGCGCCCGUCGUCGAGCCACCCCGUGCGGAGAAAGUGGGGGGACCCGGACAUAUAUCGAUAAUUUUUGACCCUUUUCAGAUACCAUGAUUGCAGUAUUUCAAUUUAGCGGAAUCAAGAGCUGAUUUUCGAGACUGACCGAGUAGCUUGGCUUUUUGAUUGCAUGGUUUUAAAUGAGAACUAUGGAUUCAACGAUUCCGUAAGCUAGAGAUGUAGGUAUACCUAAAUGAAUAUGCGUCCCGACAAGACAGGCAAAGUAUGUGAAAUCUGACCACAUGGCACUUGAUAUCUCCAAGCAAUUAUCAUAACGAAACCCGGCACGAACCAGCCUCCGCGCAGGAAAUGAAGGAUGAAUAUU